Messenger RNA from Penicillium soppii, 1005 nucleotides. RefSeq lists its product as uncharacterized. The transcript is spliced from 2 exons. Lineage: Eukaryota; Fungi; Ascomycota; Eurotiomycetes; Eurotiales; Aspergillaceae. The record is from RefSeq and is a predicted model, not a curated record. The coding region runs from base 1 to 1005 and encodes 334 amino acids.
AUGCGAUUUUCAACCUCUCAUUUUAUGGGCCUGGCUCUGUCCCUCCUCCUUACAAACACAGUAUCAGGCACACCCACAGAUCAGGAAGAUGAACCCCGUCUCUACUCCAAUAUCUCGAUAAACACAGAUACGCAAGGCUUCUCGUUCAGCGAAAACCCAGACCUGGGCCUCAGCGCCCGCGCAUACGUCUGCUCAGUCGGGUAUACUGAAUGCGCGUACGACACGACAAGAUGCUGCCCUAUCGGUGGCUCCUGCUGCGGAAAUGGUUACUGUGCUGAUAUAGGCGAGACGUGCUGCACGGGCGGCGGCACCUGCAGAAGUGGCUACAAGUGCUGUGCGGGGCAGCAGGGGUGUGCGCCAUUGGGCGCGGAGUGCUGCUCUGAUGGUACCUACUGCCGGGCUGGGAAGAGAUGUCGGACGUAUCUUGGGAAGAAGAUCUGUUGUGCUGCUUCCGGGUGUGUGGGAGAGAAUGAUGCCGGGGGUGAUGAUUCGGGCAUUACGGCGGCUACUUUGACGCAGACGGCUACUGCUACGGCUGUUAAGACAGAGACAACUACUAGUGUUUAUUUGGAGGUUGAUUGGGAGUAUUAUUAUACUACUAUAUAUUGGACUUACUGGUACUACUACUGGACUUCUUCUGCCCCCUACACAGUUCGAACAGUCACCUCUACUCGCACCACCACCACUACUGUCUGGUCUGUUUAUGCGACAAACAGUCUUGAGGCGACAGUUGAUCUCAUCUCGUCUUCGAGAGAUUACACUUUCUCGGCGCCGUACUCUGCGACUUCUUUGAGAAGCUCGUCCGAGCCUGUUACACUGUCGACAAGCUCUGCUACUUCUAGUGCUACUUCAUCCUCUUCUGACAAUGGACCAGUCUCUGGCUCGGGAGAUGCAGGUGUUUUCCCUAGUUCUCCUGACGCUGCAGUUGGGCUGAGUGUCAGUGGAACUGGACUAUGUGCUGCUGUCCUGGUUGCUGCCAUUGGCGGUUUGGCCUUUGGACUGUGA